AUGACGUUCGCCAAUGCGCUGUCGCCAGUGCCAAUCCGCCCCUUCUCAGGCGGCACCUCAUACACCGUUGAAGAGUUCCUGACCACGGUCGACUAUGUCUCGACGGCGCCGCGCACUCCCGGAAGUCUGUUCGCAUAUCUCGAAGGCCGCGCUCGAUUCUGGCUCACGCACUACGCCAUGUCGAACACCGUCCCGGGCACUGAGGAGGGGUACGCCAUACUCCGCUCUGCACUCCUCGGCGAGUUCUCCCUGGAUCCUAACAUGAGGGACACGAGGGAGGCGUACCACGCCUUCCGGGCUUUGACGCAGUACACGGCCGGCGUGCAGGAGUAUGCGGACGCUUAUCGACGGGCGGCAAGAGAUGGGCGGUUCAGCAUCGAGGACCACUUCAACCGGAUGUGGUGGGUCCUGGGAUUGAGAGAGGAGAUAAGGGAGACGCUGUGCGAGAGGUUACCACUGCUGCUCUCAUGGAGGGAGAUCGUGGCUGAGGCGGUCUGGAUUGAGAGGGAGAAGGGCUUGGAUGCGGAUGCAGGCAGGAGAGAACCUCGGGAGUCGAGAGACUCGAGGGAGAGGGACAGAGAGCGAGAAAGGGAGAAGGAAAGGGAAAGGGAGAGGAGGGAUCACCGGGAGAAGGACGGACGACAUCGACACGGCCACGAGAGCGGGGAAACGCUGGACCUCUCGAGACUGAAUCGUUCGGUUCAAGAUACGCUCAUAUCGGUUGUCAACAAAGCCAAGGGUGACUAA
Messenger RNA from Trichosporon asahii var. asahii CBS 2479, 747 nucleotides. RefSeq lists its product as uncharacterized. NCBI's taxonomy places the organism in Eukaryota, Fungi, Basidiomycota, Tremellomycetes, Trichosporonales, Trichosporonaceae. The coding region runs from base 1 to 747 and encodes 248 amino acids. The transcript has a single exon. The record is from RefSeq and is a predicted model, not a curated record.